GCGCGGCACCUGGCGACAAAAUGGCUGCCCGAGGGAGACGGGCGGAGCCUCCGGGCCGGGAGGCGCCGGGCCCCGCGGGCGGCGGCGGCGUCGGGAGCCGAUGGGCUGAGUCGGGGCCCGGGACGUCGCCCGAGAGCGGGGACGAGGAAGCGUCGGGCGCGGGUUCUAGCCCAGUGUCGGGCGGUGUGAACUUGUUCGCCAACGACGGCAGCUUCCUGGAGCUGUUCAAGCGGAAGAUGGAGGAGGAGCAGCGGCAGCGGCAGGAGGAGCCGCCCCCGGGCCCGCCGCGACCCGACCAGCCUGCUGCCGCCGCUGCCGCCGCGGGCCCUGGGGAUCUGAAGAGGAAGGGCGGCCCGGGCCCCACGCUCAGCUUCGUGGGCAAGCGCAGAGGCGGAAACAAACUAGCCCUCAAGACGGGAAUAGUAGCCAAGAAGCAGAAGACGGAGGAUGAGGUAUUAACAAGUAAAGGUGACGCGUGGGCCAAGUACAUGGCAGAGGUGAAAAAGUACAAAGCCCAUCAGUGUGGCGAUGAUGAUAAAACUCGGCCCCUGGUGAAAUGACCCCCUUCCCCCGCCUGCCUACGGCCUGGGACUCUCUGCGAUGUACAUAACUAUUUAAUGCAGCGGCAGCGGCGGCAGCCUUUCCCCCCAAGGACUUCUACACAGAAGGAAAUCGAGAUGCUUCCCGCAGCCGCGGAUGAUUCUCCAGGACUCUUUUUUACCUUGAGCACUUGCCUCCUGAGACUUCUAGAACAGUGGUUUACUGUCCCCUCUCCUCCCACCUCCUCGCUCUCUCUGGCUCUUUCUGUCUUCCUCACCCCCAACCCCACCCCACCCCUCCUUAGCCAUCACUUCUGGGAAGUAAAGAACUUGACUUAGUGCCGGA
This is a messenger RNA of Neogale vison (American mink), 885 nucleotides long. It is a transcript of the gene TRIR, whose product is annotated as telomerase RNA component interacting RNase. The record is from RefSeq and is a predicted model, not a curated record. Gene Ontology annotation, molecular function: 5'-3' exonuclease activity; 3'-5' exonuclease activity. The coding region runs from base 21 to 560 and encodes 179 amino acids. The transcript is spliced from 3 exons. Lineage: Eukaryota; Metazoa; Chordata; Mammalia; Carnivora; Mustelidae.